Messenger RNA from Alligator sinensis (Chinese alligator), 6548 nucleotides. It is a transcript of the gene FMNL1, whose product is annotated as formin like 1. Gene Ontology annotation, molecular function: actin filament binding; small GTPase binding. The transcript is spliced from 26 exons. Gene Ontology annotation, cellular component: cytosol. The record is from RefSeq and is a predicted model, not a curated record. NCBI's taxonomy places the organism in Eukaryota, Metazoa, Chordata, Crocodylia, Alligatoridae. Bases 128 to 3505 code for a protein of 1125 amino acids. Gene Ontology annotation, biological process: cortical actin cytoskeleton organization; cell migration; regulation of cell shape.
GCGACUGCCCUCCGAGCCUCCCCCCCUGCCUCGGAGUUGGGGAGGAAAGUUGUCCUCUUUUUGGGCCCCUUCCCCUCCUCCCAACCUGGAUUUUGGAGCCUGGAAGAAGAUCCCGGGGCUGGGCAGGAUGGGCAAUGCAGCGGGCAGCAUGGAGCAGUCUCCGGGCAAGGAGGCGAAGGCUCAAGCGCCAGGCUCGGGGCUGCCGGCCAAGCAGCCUGCGCCCCCAAAGCAGCCGAUGCCCAGCGAGGGGGAGCUGGAGGAGAGAUUCAGCCGCGUGCUGAAUUCCAUGAACUUGCCUCCUGACAAGAUGAAACUUCUCAGCCAGUACGACAAUGAGAAGAAGUGGGAUCUGGUCUGUGACCAGGAACGGGUCCAAGUUAAGAACCCACCCUCUGCAUACAUCCAGAAACUGAAGAGCUACCUGGAGACAGGCGGAGUCAGCAGAAAGGUGACCCCCGACUGGUCAACUGCCUUGUUUAAGAGGCGCGUGCAGGAGUCCACACAGGUGCUUCGGGAGCUGGAAAUCUCCCUGCGGACCAACUACAUUGGGUGGGUCCAGGAGUUCCUGAAUGAGGAGAACAAGGGGCUGGAUGUGCUACUGGAGUAUCUCGCCUUUGCGCAGUGCUCUGUCACGUAUGAUAUGGAGAGCACAGAUAACGGGAGCCCGGGCUCUGACAAAGGGAAGCCCCUGGACAGAUCUGUAGAGGACCUCACCAAGAGCAACUCCUCGUCCCCCACGCAGGGCUCCUCCAAAGCGAGACACCUGACGGUCAGACUCAACCCAACGCAUAGCAGGAAAGCACUGCGGAACUCGCGCAUCGUCAGCCAGAAGGACGACGUCCAUGUCUGCAUCAUGUGCCUGCGCGCCAUCAUGAACUACCAGUCUGGAUUCAGCCUGGUAAUGAACCAUCCAGCCUGUGUCAACGAGAUCACCUUGAGCCUGAAUAAUAAGAAUCCCAGAACCAAAGCACUUGUCCUGGAGCUGCUGGCUGCUGUAUGCCUGGUCCGAGGGGGGCAUGACAUCAUCCUUGCUGCAUUUGACAAUUUCAAGGAGGUCUGUGGGGAGAAGAAUCGCUUUGAGAAGCUGAUGGAGUAUUUCCGGAAUGAGGACAGUAACAUUGACUUCAUGGUGGCCUGCAUGCAGUUUAUCAAUAUUGUAGUGCACUCAGUGGAGAACAUGAACUUCCGAGUCUUCCUACAGUAUGAAUUCACUCAUCUGGGCCUAGAUGAGUACCUUGAGAGGCUGCGCCACACAGAGAGCGACAGGCUACAAGUGCAGAUUCAGGCAUACCUGGACAACAUCUUCGAUGUGGGUGCCCUGCUAGAGGAAACGGAGACCAAGAAUGCUGUGCUGGAGCACAUGGAGGACCUGCAGGAACAAGUGGCACAGCUCACAGAGAAGCUCCAGGACUCAGAGAAUGAGUCCAUGGCCAAGAUCGCAGAACUGGAGAAGCAGCUGAAUCAGGCACGCCGGGAACUGGAGAUGCUUCGGGACCAGCUCAGCGAGUCUGCCAGCCCAGUGAGCUCCCCCCUGCAGCCACCGCCACCAUCACAGCCACAGCCACAGCCGCCAACAGAAUCAUAUCGCUCGGCUUUGGAGCAGAAGCUGGAGGAGCUGGAGGAUAAAGGGUUAGUCCGGAUCCUGCGUGGGCCAGAGGGAGACGUUGCCAUCGAGAUUGUCCCUGUUGUCAUAGAAACGCCAAUCGUCCCCGUGGUUACUAUAGAAGCCUCCGCCUCUACCAGCACAGAUUUCCUGUCUCCUUCCACCCCUCUCCCACCACCAUCUCCUGCUGCAGCUCCAGCUCUUCCUCCACCACCCCCACCACUACCCCCCACCAAAGAUGCUGGCCCUCCCACCCCAUCCAGCGAGCAACAGUCCCUGCCUUCUCCACCACCGCCAGCCCCACCCCUCCCUGGUGUUGACACCCCUCCACCUGCCCCACCAUUGCCUGGGGUGGAAAUCCCACCCCCACCUCCCCUCUCAGCAACUAAUGGCCCUGCUCCUCCUCCACCCCCACCCCCACCCAUGGGACAGCCGCUGGGAGGAAGCCUAAUCACAGCAGCCAGCUCAGUCAAAGUCAAAAAGACAAUACAAACCAAGUUCCGGAUGCCCAUUUUCAACUGGGUAGCUCUGAAACCCAACCAGAUAAAUGGGACUGUCUUCAACGACCUCAAUGAUGAGAAGAUCUUGGAGGAGCUGGACAUGAAUGACUUUGAGGAGCAUUUCAAGACCAAGGCACAAGGACCCAGCCUGGACAUUGGCACCCUGAAGACAAAGGCCACUCAGAAGGCCCCCAGCAAGGUGACGCUGAUAGAAUCCAACCGGGCCAAGAACCUGGCCAUCACACUCCGCAAAGGUGGCUUCAGCAUUGACAGCAUCUGCAAAGCCAUCCAGACGUACGACCUGCAGACACUGAGCCUAGACUUCCUGGAAUUGCUGGAGCGCUUCCUGCCCACAGAGUAUGAACUGCUGCAGAUACGCAAGUAUGAGAAGGAGCAGCGGCCAUUGGACGAGCUAUCAGAUGAGGACCAGUUCAUGAUCAAGUUCAGCAAACUCCCACGCCUGGCUGAGCGCAUGAACGUCAUGACCUUCCUGGGCAACUUCAGUGACACAGCACAGCGCCUGAUGCCGCAACUCCACUCCAUUAUCGCUGCGUCCAUGUCCAUCAAGUCCUCCACAAAGCUGCGUAACAUCCUGGAGAUUGUCCUGGCCUUCGGGAACUACCUGAACAGCAGCAAACGUGGGGCUGCCUAUGGGUUCCGGCUGCAAAGCCUUGAUGCGCUGCUGGAGAUGAAGUCCACGGACCGGAAGCAGACACUGCUGCACUAUAUGGUGCGGGUGAUCAACGACAAGUACCCAGAGCUGACAGGUUUCCACACUGAGCUUCAUUUUCUGGACAAGGCAGGCACAGUGUCCCUGGACAGCAUGUUGCAGGAUGUGCGGAGCCUGCAGCAGGGCAUGGAGCUAACCCGCAAGGAGUUUAUGCGGCAGGAUGACAGCCAGGUGCUCAAGGACUUCCUCAAGGCCAACACCGAGGUGAUGGAGAAACUGCAGACUGAUGGGAAGACAGCCAAGGAGGCCUAUGAGUCGGUUGUGGAGUACUUUGGUGAGAAUCCCAAGACUACCCCCCCCACCAUGUUCUUCCCGACGUUUAUGCGCUUCAUCAAAGCCUACAAGCAAGCAGAACAGGACAUUGAAAUGUGGAAGAAACAGGAGGCAGCUGCCAAAGAAGCAGAGUCCAACCCCCCCAGCAAUGAGAAUCAGUCAGGACAAAAGUCUCCUGUCCAGAAAGCCAAGCGGCAGCAGAUGGACAUGCUUGCUGAGCUGAAGAAGAGGCAGAUGGUGAAAGAGCCCCUCAUUUAUGAGGGGAAAGAUGGUGCAAUUGAGGACAUUAUUACAGGUCUGCGGAACAACCCGUACCGGCGCGCCGACAUCACCAGGUGCAGUGGCAAGAAACGAUCCUCGGGGCAGACCCUCCAGGUGACCUCUGACAUCUCGCUGUGACCACUCCUGGCCUCUCCGUGGGCAGGCAUGGCAUGGGCCCACCAUCACUACUGCCUCUGCCCAGGAGGUGGCAGGACCCCAGGGACCAGGCCUCUCUGCAGACCUGUCAGACUGAACCAAGGACUCUUGCAGUAGGGGGGAAAUCACCACUUGCAGCUUCUUAAGCUACUUAACUGUGCAGAGUGCCAGCUGGGGCUGCCCUCCCCUGCACCCCAGCCCACCCACCCUUCGCAGGUCUGGCCCAGCAGACUCUCCAGGUAUUAUACAGCAGCUAUGUCCAAGCUGCCUGCUCCACCGUGCCAUUGGACUACUCCCCUUCUCCAGGCUCAGGGGACAGGAAUAGAGUGCAUGUGGCAGUUGUUCAGAGGUCCACAGGACAAGCAGAGAGGGCUGAGGCUCCUGAGAGCAAUAGCUGCCCCUUCCAUGGUCGCUGUCCCUGUUCCCCUCACCUCACACGCUGGACCAUGGCCACAGGUGGAAGAGCAUUGGGGGAGCUUCUGCUCUUCUCUAGUGUGUUCCUGCCUCCCUGUGUGCUGGUGCCUUUGUGCAGUCAGCGUUGGGGCAAAGUACAGGACCAGCCUGCUGCACUGCUCCUUGAACUGUGAUCUCUUCUCCCCCUGGGAUUGCCCUGCCACUAGGCUAGACCCUGCGCCCUUCCUCCUGCAACCUUAUUCCUUCCCCCUGCCAUACAGCAAGCAGAUAAGCCUGGGCUGCCCUUGCUUAGAAGCCAUCUGGGAAGGGGAAGGAGGCAAAGGGGGGGACCCACCAGAUAAUACUAGGCUGAGGUGAAGGGUUGGAGCCUAUUGCAAGGCUUUUACCACCAAAUGCUGCACCAACUCUCUUGGCUGGCACAUGUAGGCAGCUGGAUACGUCUUCCUUUAAAUUUUCUUUAUGCUGCGAUAAGUAGGCAAGGAGAGGCAAGCAGGAGAGUGACGAGGGAGGCUCCUGCUGUUUGUGCAGGGUCUCAGGAUGCAGAUGCAGCUGCAUUCUGCACUUGGGCAUUGGGUCCAAGUUGAGCAGCACUUGUCUGAUCCCCAACAGGCUCAGAUGCUCCGACAAUCAGUGGGGUUAAGGAUUUGCAAUUCCCUGUGUCCCCACAAGGUGUCGCACUUACCUUAAGCCGUCUGCAUCCCCAUGGCUGGGAUGGCACCUCAGAAGCAGCUCAGUGGUGUGGCCUGUUUGCAGGGCAUCCAAGGACAGACCAGUACCAAGGAGACCAGGUGCAGAAGGCUUGCAUGGGACUGUCCAGUAAAGCUAUAAGCACCCAAGGAUGCCUGGGUGGCCUCACUCAGGUAGUUGCAGUAAUACAUCUGUGCAGUACUCACUGCAGCUCAGGCAUGUGCAUCUAGACCCUGCAGCACACACAAUAGUAUCAAAGCCUUAGAAAGGCACAUCUGGUGCUGGUGCAUACAGCUGGGUUAUGUCCCCAGUUAGCAGGGCCCAUGCACUGCAGCCACCCUGCUAUGUCUGAAUCCUAAUCACUUACUAUUGCAAUUAAACAGCUGAUGCUUGCUAAGAGUAGGAGCCAUUUCCAUGAUGCAUUUACUACUUCAUUACACCCCCCACACCUGCCCGCCCAGCCUGAUCCAGGGCUUGUGGCUGCCAUGUAUUCUCGUGCUAGACCAGGCUUUUAGAGUGAAGCAAGCCUUAUUUGUAAGCCAGAGCUGCGCUUGCUUCCUGCUGUAAUUAAGAGGCAAGACUGCCACCUGCUUGGCAUCACUCUCACAAGCUCAUCACAAAAAGGGAUGGGGGGUGGGGGGAAUGAAUGUGUAACUUAUAAAGAUGCCUUUAAGAAAGAGUUGUAAGAAACAUUAACUGCUAAUUUGUAUACAUUAUUUUUAUAUUUUGUCUGUGAGGCUGUUAAAUCCAAAGCAGAGCUGGUAAUAAACCCACUCAAAGGAUAUAACACCUGUCUGGAGGGGGAGGGAGUCUUCUACCCAUCUGCCAUAAACCAGAGACACAAGGCGAGCAAGUCAUAGCUCACUACAUGGAAGGACUCGGUCAGAGCACUGCCUGCCGUCCCCCCACCUCCCUGGACAGAGACCUCUAUCUACUAAACAAAACAGGUGGGAGAAACUGACCCCUGCAAACAUGCACUACUGUUCCUCAGGGGAAGAGGAUCUGAUGAGUGAGGUUGAGCAGGGAGCAGGUUGAAAGCUCUCAACUGUACUUUGCUAUCAGGCCAUGGAGGUUGGGCCCUGUUUCACUGGACCUGAUUGUAGCCAAGUAGAGACUCAAAACAAAAGUAGAGCACUGUGGGGGAAGAGUCUGGAGCACUGCUCCAGCUGGCAGACAAGCCGCAUCUUGUAGGGUGAACCCGAACAGAAACAUGCCUUUCAAAGAGGCCAACAGGCAUCUGAAGGUCUCCUCUUCCCCCACUCCCCCACCCAGCAGCACAUUUUCCUUUUUAUUUCACAUUUGAAAAAAAAAAAAAAGAGCAUGGUUCCUCCUUUCCUUAUUACAUAGCUUGUUUGUCACCCUCAGGUUCCUGUUUCUCAUGGUGUAGUGGAUCCCCCUUGCUGACACCAAAACUGUAACAGUGGUUCUCCUGGCAUUUAAAAAACAAAAGCAGAACAGAUGCACAUACAACUCAAAGCUCUUGUGGUUUUUCAAGCAGUAUCUCAGCCAGGAGACCAGAUCAAUUAGGGCAAUGUAGGAAGUUGCCCUUUGAAUAGUGGGCAGCCUAAUAUAGACUGUGGUUAUUGUAACCUAGUUGCUUUCUUGAACUGAGAUGGUUUGAACCUGGGCCUAAUCUUAUCCAGUAUUUCUGAAAAGACCAUUCUUCCUUUUUUUUUUUUUCCCCUCUCACUGACGCAGGGAAACUAGUUUUUUUCCUUCUUCCUGGUACUACUCGUGGCUAUUUUUUAAGGGUAAGGUAAAUACACUCAAGUUUAAAUGACUGGUUCUGUUGUCAGACUUGUCAACUCCAAGACAGCUGCAGAUUUAGAGGUGGGGUCAGAAGACCUCAAUAGCCUCAGCUUGCUUUUCCCUGCCCCAUGGGAUUGUUCCAAGUGUCUAUCUGCCAAGGUGUUGCCAAGUGUUC